AUGAAGUUCGAGGCCAUCCUGGAUGAGAUCAACGGCUUCGGGCCUUUCCAGAUCAUCCUCAUCCCGCUGCGGUGCUCCCCUUGGCUGGUUCUUCCGCUUCACUUCCUGUUGAGUAACUUCAUCGCCGUGGUGCCUCUUCACCGCUGUGACAUCAGCUCGCUGGAUGACCGAGGGUUCUUUGGAAAUUUAACUCGGGAGCAGAGACUGACCGUCAGUAUUCCUGCUCGAGAGGAUGGAGAACCUAAAUCCUGCGAGAUGUUUGCAGAGCCUCAGUUCCAGCUUUUAUCCAACAGCUCCAGCAGCAGCGGCCUGCCCACAGUUCAGUGUCAGAGUGGAUGGAUUCAUGACAACUCCAGCUUCACCUCCACCGUGGCAACAGAGUGGGACCUCGUCUGUGAUAGAAAGAGUCUGACACAAACAGCGAGCACCAUAUUCUUUUCUGGAGUCAUGGUGGGGGCCGUGGCUUUUGGAUUCCUCUCUGAUAAGUAUGACAGGAAGAACACUCUCCUGGCCUCGUACAUCAUGUCGAUGGCGUUCGGCUUCUCCACUGCGUUUGCAAACUCCUUCCUCGUGUUUUCAGUGUUGAGGUUUCUCACCGGAUUCUCUCUGACAGGAAUCAGCAUCACCUCUCUGGUUCUCAGCAUCGAGUGGGUGGACAAGGCCCACAGGUCGUUCAUCAGUGUGAUCGGAGGCUUGUUCUGGUGUGCAGGAAACAUGCUGCUGGCUGGGUUUGCUUUUCUGAUCACCGGCUGGAGGACGCUGACUAUGACUGUUACAGCGCCGGUGGCUUUGGCUGUUUUAACCUGGUGGUGGGUUCCUGAAUCUGCUCGAUGGCUUUUAGCCAACGGUAAAGUGGACCAGGCUCAGUUUUACCAGGAUAGAUGUGCAAAAAUCAACAAACAAGAACUGUCGUCCAACUUCAAACUAGAAACCCCGGACAACAUGAAUGUCCUGGAAAAGCAGAACAAGAACUACUCGUACCUCGACCUAAUCAGAACCCCAAAGCUGAGGACGUUAACUCUACAGACGGGGAUAAUUUGGUACGGAGUCUCCUCGACGUAUUACUGCAUCAGUUUGAAUAUCUCUGGGUUUGGCUUGAACAUGUACCUCACACACUUCAUCUACGCCGCCAUUGAAGUUCCCUCCAAGCUGCUGGUUUAUUGUGCCGUCAACUUCUUUGGGCGAAGGAAGUGUCAAGCAGGAACGCUGAUUGGGACGGUGACAUGCGUGGCGAUAAACAUCUUCAUGCCGAAAGAUCUGUGGCAGGUUCGUGUCGUGUUCGCCGUUCUGGGAAAAGGCUUCUCAGAAGCUGCCUUCACUACCAUCUUCCUCUACACCACUGAGCUUUACCCCACAGUCAUUAGGCAGAAUGGUUUGGGCUACACCAACUUCUUGAGUCGUCUGGGAGUGUCGAUGGCUCCUCUCAUCCUGAUGCUGGAGGACGUUUGGCCUUUUCUUCCUCAGGUCAUCAUCUGCUCCGUGGCCUUCGUCUGCGGCCUCGUGGCUCUGCUGCUCCCAGAAACUCUCAAUGUGAGGCUGCCAGAGACGAUAGACGACGCAGAGCAGCCAAGAACAAAUGAUGGAGCCUCUCAGAUCAAAUAA
Molecule: messenger RNA, 1602 nt
Organism: Acanthochromis polyacanthus (spiny chromis)
Lineage: Eukaryota; Metazoa; Chordata; Actinopteri; Pomacentridae
Product: solute carrier family 22 member 7-like
Exons: 10
Coding region: 1-1602 (533 amino acids)
Biological process (GO): transmembrane transport
Cellular component (GO): membrane
Molecular function (GO): transmembrane transporter activity
Source: RefSeq, a predicted model, not a curated record